Messenger RNA from Varroa destructor (honeybee mite), 1499 nucleotides. It is a transcript of the gene Nurf-38, whose product is annotated as Inorganic pyrophosphatase Nurf-38. Gene Ontology annotation, biological process: phosphate-containing compound metabolic process. Gene Ontology annotation, molecular function: inorganic diphosphate phosphatase activity; magnesium ion binding. Gene Ontology annotation, cellular component: cytoplasm. The record is from RefSeq and is a predicted model, not a curated record. Lineage: Eukaryota; Metazoa; Arthropoda; Arachnida; Mesostigmata; Varroidae.
GAUUGGCGCGGCAACUUUGAGCUGAUUCUUCGAUACAGGUGUGCCCGUGUGUGUGUUGUUAGCGUGUUAGCAGACGUCAUCACCCCGUCGAUUCGAUGUGGCGCUCGGGUCUCUAUUGCAGCGUGCGAACAGCGGCAACACUUCGUGGCUACUUUCUUUCGUGCGGUGGAAACCGAAGCGUCACCGGUGUCGUUCCGAUCAAGAACCCUAUCGGGUGCACCUCGUUUCUUCUCUGUCAAACGAUUUCGGCAAAAUUUUCCGCCUCCAUUGUAAAACGUACGGCUAAUAAUAUACCCAACGCUACGAAUAUGAUCGAUUUCCAUACUGUCGAGCGUGGAACUGAGAACAGCACAUCGUACCGAAUAUACUAUCGAAAUGCUAGCGGGCAGGCUAUUUCCCCGUUUCACGACAUCCCCAUGUGGGCUGAUCAAGCCAAUCGAAUCUACAACAUGGUCGUUGAAGUCCCUCGUUGGACCAAUGCCAAGAUGGAAAUCGCCACUGGAGAGCCGUUAAACCCCAUCAAGCAAGACGUCAAAAAGGAACAGCUGAGAUUCGUCAAGAACCCUUUCCCGCACCACGGUUACAUUUGGAACUAUGGAGCUAUUCCUCAGACAUGGGAGGACCCAAACCGUACCGAUGCUCAUACUGGAUUCAAGGGCGACAACGAUCCGAUUGAUAUCUGCGAGAUCGGGCACCGAAUUGCCAAACGCGGAGAGAUUGUGCAGGUUAAGGUGCUUGGCGUACUCGCGUUAAUCGAUGAGGGUGAGACGGAUUGGAAGCUGAUUGCCAUCGACAUCAAAGACCCCCAAGCACCAGAGCUCAACAACAUUCUUGAUGUCGAAAAGCUUAUGCCUGGUCUACUCAAAGCUACCGUCGAGUGGUUCAGAAUUUACAAAAUUCCAGACGGCAAGCCACCUAACAAAUUCGCUUUCGAUGGUCAAGUGAAGGAUCGCGAUUUUGCGGAGAAAAUCAUCGCGGAGACACAUGAGCACUGGGUCGCUUUAAUGGCAGCUGCAGAUACGGGGAAGAUUAACUGCUCAUCUGUGACCACACAGGGCAAAUACAGAGUUACCCCAGAAGAGGCUAACUCGAUCGUUGGAUCAACGUCAGAGUUCUCCGCUAAUCCUUGCCGAGAAUCCACCAUUGACAAAUGGUACUACGUGAACGCCCAAUAAAGAAUUGAAGUUUUAAAUUAUAUUGAUAACGUAAGAAGUGGCGUGGUAAUCAAGUACCAACGUGUUUAUGUGAAAUGUCCAUUCUCAGUGAGACAAUUAUAUUGAACCUAGAUUUUUAUUUUUAUCAUCAUUUUUUUUUAUUGCUAUUUACAAUGUAAGCGUAAGCAACCGAUUUGACAUAAUCAAAUAAUGCAUCAAAUAAUAUAAAAUGGUGGCGCUAAAAACAAAUUGUCUUUUUUGCACAGCUAGUCACAGCAUUCAAGAUUAUAUGUAAAAUAAUUUAAUAUUAUUAAAUUGAAGUUAAAAACCAGUACUGUGUUAGUA